Messenger RNA from Ipomoea triloba (trilobed morning glory), 2046 nucleotides. RefSeq names its product LRR receptor-like serine/threonine-protein kinase GSO2. Gene Ontology annotation, cellular component: plasma membrane. The record is from RefSeq and is a predicted model, not a curated record. Gene Ontology annotation, biological process: hormone-mediated signaling pathway. Lineage: Eukaryota; Viridiplantae; Streptophyta; Magnoliopsida; Solanales; Convolvulaceae. The transcript is spliced from 4 exons. Gene Ontology annotation, molecular function: protein binding. The coding region runs from base 1 to 2046 and encodes 681 amino acids.
AUGUCAAGUAUGAGUCUUGUGGGUACCCUUCCUCCACAAUUAGGCAACCUCUCUUUUCUUGUUUCUCUUGACAUAAGUUACAACUACUUCCAUGGUAACUUGCCUAGAGAAUUAGCUAACCUACGCCGACUACAAUAUAUGAAUUUUGGCUAUAAUGGUUUUAGUGGAAAAAUCCCAGAAGAGAUUGGCAAUCUUAAGAAUGCAAAAUGGCUGAUAUUGAAAGCUAACCAACUUGAUGGUUCUAUCCCCUUCACCAUCUUCAACAUUUCCACAUUACAACAGUUGAUCCUCCAACAAAAUAGCUUAUCUAGCUCUCUUCCUAUGAAUCUAUGUCAACAUCCUAAAAGUCUCAAAGCGCUUACUUUGAAUUUCAACAAGUUGAGUGGUGAUAUUCCAAAGAAUUUAUCAUGUUGCUCAGAACUUGAAGAAUUGUGGUUGAAUAACAACAACUUUGCUGGGAAGAUUCCAAGAGAAAUUGGGAGCUUGAAUAUGCUUCAGCUUUUAAGCUUGGGUAGUAACAACUUAGAAGGUGUAAUACCUGAAACGAUAUUUAACAUUUCUGCACUAAAAUAUAUACUCAUGGAAAACAAUAGUUUGUCCGGAAUUCUUCCACCAAACAUGUGUUCACAACUUCAAAAGCUUGAAAGACUUCACUUGUACCAGAACAAACUAUCUGGCAGCAUCCCAAGGAGCAUAGGCGAAUGCUCUUCGCUUAAACAUUUGAUUAUGUGGGGGACUCAACUAAAUGGACCAUUGCCAAGAGAAUUUGGAAAUUUGACAAUGCUAAUUGAUCUUGAACUUACCGAGAAUUCUUUGUCAGGAACAAUACCAGAUACAAUAUUUAAUAUUUCUACACUAGUUUAUAUAAGCAUGUCAAACAACAGUCUAUCUGGUGUUCUCCCACCAAACAUGUGCUCACGUCUUCAAAAGCUUGUAGAUGUUUACUUGUAUAAUAACAAGCUAUAUGGCAACAUUCCAAGGAGCAUAGGUGAAUGCUCUUCACUUAAAGAAUUGCUUAUGGAGAGUAAUCAACUAAAUGGGCCAGUGCCAAGAGAGAUUGGGAAUUUGACAAUGCUAGAAAAACUUGAUCUUAGUGAGAAUCCCUUGUCAGGUACUCUUCCAAAAUCUUUAGGAUAUGGGCUUCCCAAUUUACAGUACUUAAACCUUUGCCAAAACCAUCUAGGAGGAGUUAUACCUGCUCAAAUCUCAAAUGCUUCCAACCUAUUUCACCUUGAACUUUGCCAAAACGAAUUCGUAGGCCUAAUUCCAAAUUCCCUUGGAAACUUAGCACAACUCCAAGUGCUAAGAAUUCAUUCCAACAACCUAACAAGUGAUCCUCAAUUUAGCCUAAUAACUUCAUUGGCAAAUUGUAGAUAUAUCCAAGAGUUGUCUUUGUCAAUUAACCCUUUAAACAUUGUGCUCACAAAUGCAUUCGGCAACCUCUCCACCACUCUCCAAAUUUUCUACGCAGAUAAUUGUAACAUUUGGGGACGAAUUCCAAAUGAGAUUGGCAAUUUAAGUAACUUGUAUGAUUUCCGUCUAUCAACCAAUAACAUUAUAGGAUUUCUACCAACAACCAUUCAAGCUCUUCAGAGCCUUCAGACAUUCAGAGUAGCACAAAACAGAUUAAAAGGGUCAUUUCCAGAUGUGGUCUGUGGACUAGGAAAUUUGUUUUGGAUAGAUUUAGGCAAAAAUAAAUUUUCAGGUCCAAUCUCGGAUUGUCUAGGGAAUAUUUCUUCCCUCAGAGAGAUCUAUUUGUAUGAAAAUGAAUUCACUAUCUUCCCUCCUAUCCUAUGGAGCCUUCAAAAUCUUUUCAGUCUGGAUUUGCAUUCCAAUAACUUGAGGGGUUCUCUACCUCAUGAAAUCGGGAACGCAAAAACGGCAAUACUUAUUGAUCUCUCACAUAACAAACUAUCCGGGGAAAUUCCCAGUACCAUUGGAGGUUUGACAGCGUUAAUGAAUUUUUCUGUGGCUCAUAACGCAAUCCAAGGUUCUAUUCCUGACACAUUUGGAAAACUCCUGGAUACAUUCUUUAGAUCUUUCUGA